Molecule: messenger RNA, 1335 nt
Organism: Plectropomus leopardus (leopard coralgrouper)
Lineage: Eukaryota; Metazoa; Chordata; Actinopteri; Perciformes; Serranidae
Product: S-adenosylmethionine synthase
Biological process (GO): S-adenosylmethionine biosynthetic process
Molecular function (GO): ATP binding; methionine adenosyltransferase activity
Source: RefSeq, a predicted model, not a curated record
UUUGCCUUAAAUAGUGCAGUUAUCCGGCCGCUCUGCCUUGGGACUGCGAGAUCGGACUGCAGCCGCUCAAUCUGUACGACUUCAUCCGCUGCUCCACAGCAAUCACUUCCUGUGUCUCUGUCUACAGCGUGUUUGUAAAGGGACAAAAUGAACGGGACGGUGGACGGGAUGUACGACCACGCUCCUCAUGACGGCUCCUUCAUGUUCACCUCCGAGUCUGUGGGAGAGGGACACCCCGAUAAGAUCUGUGACCAGAUCAGUGACGCCGUGCUGGACGCUCACCUGAAGCAGGACCCCGACGCCAAAGUGGCCUGUGAGACGGUGUGUAAGACCGGCAUGGUGCUGCUCUGUGGUGAGAUCACGUCCCGAGCCAACGUGGACUACCAGAAGGUGGUGAGAGACACAAUCCGAGACAUCGGCUACGACAACUCAGACAAAGGCUUUGAUUAUAAGACGUGUAACGUGCUGGUGGCCCUCGAGCAGCAGUCCCCUGACAUCGCACAGGGAGUUCACAUCGACCGCGUGGAGAGUGACAUCGGGGCCGGAGACCAGGGUCUGAUGUUCGGAUACGCCACAGAUGAGACAGAGGAGUGCAUGCCCCUCACCGUCGUCCUCGCACACAAACUCAACUCCAAGAUGGCCGAACUGAGACGCGACGGCACCGUCCCCUGGCUCCGCCCCGACUCCAAGACACAGGUGACGGUUCACUACAGCCAAGAAAACGGCGCCGUGAUCCCCAUGAGGGUUCACACCGUGGUGAUCUCAGUGCAGCACGACGACUACGUGAGCCUGGAGGAGCAGAAGAGGAUCCUGAAGGAGAAGGUCAUCAAGGCCGUGGUGCCGUCCAGGUACCUGGACGAGGACACCAUCUACCACCUGCAGCCCAGCGGACGCUUCGUCAUCGGUGGACCUCAGGGCGAUGCUGGAGUGACAGGCAGGAAGAUCAUCGUGGACACAUAUGGCGGUUGGGGGGCCCAUGGAGGCGGGGCAUUCUCUGGGAAGGACUACACUAAGGUGGACCGCUCAGCUGCGUACGCCGCCCGCUGGGUGGCAAAGUCUCUGGUGAAGGCCAAACUGUGCAGGAGGGUGCUGGUGCAGGUGGCGUAUGCGAUCGGAGUGGCCCGCCCGCUCUCCAUCUCCCUGUUCACCUACGGCUCCUCUCAGAUGAACGAGACGCAGCUGCUGCAGAUCGUCAACAAAAACUUUGACCUCAGACCCGGCGUCAUCGUGAGAGACUUGGACCUGAAGAGACCGAUCUACCAGAAGACGGCCUGCUAUGGACACUUUGGCAGGAAGGAGUUUCCCUGGGAGGUCCCAAAGGACCUCAACUUCUAG